Messenger RNA from Raphanus sativus (radish), 1022 nucleotides. RefSeq lists its product as uncharacterized. The transcript has 2 exons. The record is from RefSeq and is a predicted model, not a curated record. Lineage: Eukaryota; Viridiplantae; Streptophyta; Magnoliopsida; Brassicales; Brassicaceae. Bases 61 to 873 code for a protein of 270 amino acids.
GCUUUUAAUCACUCAUCCAUAUAAAAACACCAAGACAAAUAUAUACAUAUAUUAAGAAAAAUGCUUGACACACUUAUAGGUGGGUACGGGCACGGGUUCGGCCGCAAGGAUCACAUAAGCAGUGGUUACGGCUUCGAGGGGCACAAUGAGUUUGUGUCGCAUGAGGACUCAGGAAGUGGCCACUUUGAUCGUCAAUCCCGCUACGACCACCAAAUGAGCCUUCCGGCUAACCACGGCCGUCCACCCAUGGCUCGCAUGCCUCCCUGUGAUGAAGAAUACUCAGACGAUGAUGAGUUCAUUAAGAAAAGCCGUAGCCACCACACUACUGUGUUGUCGCAUCACCAGCAAAAACCCCAUAUGAACUUGGCUCAGCCUCACCACAACAUGGCUAAUGGAUGGCAGGGAAAGCAUGAAGAUGGAUACCAUGGCGGGCACGGGCUGCAGCAGCACGGUGGUCACGGCAUGCAGCAGCACGGUGGUCACGGCAUGCAGCAGCACGGUGCGCACGGGAUGCAGCAGCACGGUGCGCACGGGAUGCAGCAGCACGGUGGGCACGGGAUGCAGCAGCACGGUGGGCACGGGAUGCAGCACCCCGAUGGCCAUGGUGGGCAUGGUGGGCACGGUAUACAGCAGCACGGUGCGCACGGGAUGCAGCAGCACGAUGUGCACGGUAUGCAGCAGCACGGGGCACACGGGAUGAAGCACCAGGACAGGCUUAUGGGUCCUCAGAUUCCACCACAUAAUGUCUACAUGAACCCCAGCCAUGGAAGUGGCAGUGGCCGUACAGUAAUGGUGAAGGCUUCGGAGAACUGGCGAAUGAGCAAGAGCUCUGGCGGCCACCACAAGGUCGGGUGGGGGAGUAAGGGACUCUAACUGCACCACAAUACUCUGCCGGUUCAAAUAAAAAAGUAAUGGUUAUAUAUCCUAAAUAAUAAUUUUAUAAGAUGUAUGUGUGUUAUGUUUCUGUAAUGUACCAAAACCAAAGACUGGACUCUUAAUAAGAAGUGUUUUCGUUUCAUGAA